Messenger RNA from Eupeodes corollae, 9380 nucleotides. RefSeq names its product protein dopey-1 homolog. NCBI's taxonomy places the organism in Eukaryota, Metazoa, Arthropoda, Insecta, Diptera, Syrphidae. Gene Ontology annotation, cellular component: endosome; trans-Golgi network. The transcript has 14 exons. The record is from RefSeq and is a predicted model, not a curated record. Gene Ontology annotation, biological process: Golgi to endosome transport. Bases 909 to 9035 code for a protein of 2708 amino acids.
CACUCAUUUUUCUUCUGUCAUUCCUCUGCGAAACGAAUAAAAAAUAAAUCAAGUCAAGAGAGAAAAAUUUUUGUGUCGUCGCGAAAAUUACCCCAAAAUAUUAUUAAACAUUAAUUUUUCGCAUAAAACUGUUUACAUAAUUUUCCAUUUACCAAUUCCAACGCUACCCUUGCUCCUUCCGCACACCACAACGAUUUGAAAGUGUGGUUUUUCGUUUUUCCUUAAAAAUAAGUUCAAUUCGUCGAAAUCGAAGUCGAAGGUUCUUUGUGAAUAGAAGAGAAAAAUAAAAGUUUAUUGAAAAAUUGUGCGUGUGGCGAAUGUGAAACGAAAUAAAGAAAAAUCAUCAACUAAUGAAGUGAAUUAUUUAGCAAUAUAAAUAAAUUAAAAAAAUAAAGAAAAACAAUAAAAUUUGUGAAUUCGUAGUUUUAUACAAAAACAAAAACGUCGUCGUAGAGAAAAAGUCGAAAAUUUAAGAAAAUUUACGUGUCGCCUUGAUGUGAAAAAAGUGUUUCGCAAGUCGCAUCGCAAUCGUGUAAGCUCGCAAGUGUCUUUCCCAGCGGUGACAACGGUGGAGCACGACAGCAGCCCCAGUCGGCAGCCAACGCAAAAACGGCGAAGAAAAAUCAACUUAUAUUCGACUCGUCAUGAUGUAUUCAAUUAUCGAUUAAAUAUCCUCAUCGUCUCCGUGUCGUUUGGUUGGGAAUGUUUUUAAAAAUCAAUUUUUUAUGCACACACGACGCCAACUGAACUCCAACAAACAUACACACUAACAGAAUUGCAAUACAAAAUUCAUUCGAAUUGAAAUACAAUUCUCGAGAACUAACAACAGCAAAAGAAAAAAUCAUAAAGCAACAACCGCAGCAAUUUGAGCUGUCGUCGUCUUCGUUGUCAUCGUCGUCGUCAUCGUCAUGGAGUCGGCCGAUGCACUGGAAGAGGAGAAGAAGCUUCUAAAUGAAGCUAAAUAUCGAAACUACAUGUCGAAUAUUGACAAAGCAUUGCGCAACUUUGAGUACUCUAGUGAAUGGGCGGAUCUUAUAUCUGCACUUGGAAAACUUAAUAAGGCUAUUUCCAGCAACACACAGUAUCAAAUAAUCCCGAGACGAAUAAAGAUUUCCAAGCGUUUGGCACAAUGCAUGCAUCCCGCCCUACCAUCCGGUGUACAUUUAAAGGCGUUAGAGACGUACGAUGUGAUAUUCAGCAAGACCGGACCCGAGCGCUUGGCCACCGAACUCUUUAUCUACAGUGCGGGUCUUUUUCCAUUACUCGGUUAUGCUGCCAUGAACGUGCGUCCUGCCCUAUUGGGUGUUUAUGAAAAAUAUUUUGUGCCUUUGGGAGAUAAGCUUAGACCAGCGCUAAGUGGUUUCCUGAGUGGUGUCCUCCCAGGCUAUGAAAAUGGCCUCGAUCACUACGACCGAACCAAUACCCUGUUGACGCAGGUGUGCGUUGCCGUCAAUCCCAAAUAUUUCUACACCGUAAUGUGGGAAUGUGUAGCGACGAAUGCUUCAAUUCGAUUGCCAGCCAUCUCCUAUCUCUUGGACCAUUUCAACAAAAGACUGGGAAUGCAGCAACAAGUCUAUAUAAUGGGACACAAUCGGGAUGUCAUGAUGUCCGGCUUGUGUGCUUGCCUUAAUGAUUCUUUAAUUCUAGUUCAAAGAAACACCCUGGAAUUCCUUCUUCUUGGUUUUCCAAUGCACACGCAUUAUCUUAGCGAAGCUGAUCUAGUUAAAUUAGUCACCAAUGGCUUGAAUACGAUCCUCCGAAGGGAUAUGUCACUCAAUCGUCGUUUAUAUUCGUGGCUUUUAGGUGCAGAAGUAGCUAAAUCGUCGUCGUCAAAGCUCGAGCAGUCACUUGACGACACCACUGACGAGAGUACAGAGUCUAACUUUGAUAAACAUUCCAAACAUAUUCUAAUACAAUCAAUAAUAUGCACACUAAAGUUUAGCCUAGAAAGCACCCCUGUUGACCUCAAACCCUAUCGGAUUAUGGUGUCAUUGCUGGACAAAGCAGAAAUUGGCAGUGCCGUACUGGAUUAUGUGUUGUGUGAUAUAAUUCGUACAAUGUCAUUGUCCAGUGGAAAUGUCGAGGUCGUCAAAUCGGCCAAUCUUCUCUUUGCCACAUUUGACCCGGCCUACAUUUGGAGUUUUAUGACAAUCAUAUAUGAGAAAUCCUGCAAAAAGCGAAACGAAUCGUCUCACCUAACGCGAAACCUCCGACAUUCAUCAUCGGCAUCUAAAGGUGGUGAGAAAUUCCAGUGUCAAGUGGGAUCAGGAGAACCAUCGUUGGUGGAAAUCUGUUACCUGACCGAAUUCCUCCUCGAGACCAUAUCCCUAGAGAUGUACAACGAGACGACUCGUAUCUACUUGCCAAAGGUGUUCCUAGCUAUAACUCAGAUGCUCACUAUACACUCGGAAUAUUUGAGCAGUGACGACAUCAUUGCCUCCCUGAAGCUAUGCAUGAAAAUUGUUUCCAGAGUUCAACCAAUGAUAACAAGCCCGGUAAAACUUUAUGCAAAAUCACAAGUAACCGGACAAGAUGACCAAUCGAUGGGAGGUGAAAGCGUUCAAAGCGCAAAUGCCGUAAGUGGUAGUAGCACUGCAUUGCCUGGUAGCACGCUAGAAAAAAGUAAAUCCGAUUCAAAGCUAAAUCAAUCGGCAGCCGCUUUCGAUGUAGACGCAAACAAGGACAGUCUGAGUAGCUCCGAUGAGCCGAUACGUCGUUCGAAUUCGAACCAAAAUAUCGAUCGCAGGCCCAAUACAAGUCCUAAAAAGACUAAAAAAGCUAAAUCCUUUUCGAAACUCUCCGAACUGGAUAAAGAGAUAUGUCCAGACACAGGUCAACUAAUAAACCCACAAUCCUCAUCGGACCAGGAUACACCACUCAGUAUAAAGAAGCUUAAAAACAAGAAGAUCUCUCCACAAUUGCGGCUCAAGAUGAAGAAGUCACGACCACAAGAUCUGCCUGUUUCCGAUCGAGAUGUUUCUGACUCGGUUCUACUGUCAGCUCUUGAGAGCAAGGAUGCAGUCCAGCAGGAAACAAAAAAGGUACAAAAGCCCCCUAAGGAGACACAAUUCAUGUGUGACACUCAGGAGUGCACAUCAGAUGAGUUUUCCAUUCUGGAGAAGUGCAUUCGACAAUAUGAGGUCUUCUUCGAGGUGUAUUUAGCGCGAAAGGUCCUUCAAAUCAAUGUGCAACGCACCGCCUGCACGGUCACUGUCAAAGUCGAAACAGAUCCCGAAUCCAAUGCACCACCGAAUGUUGAGAAUAUUUUCAAGAACGAAGAAGUCUACGAGGAUGUUUGUGUGGAACGUAUGCUCGAAAUCGAUCGAUACUUUGAGACACUUCAAGUGAAUAUGAUGUGUCGUUCGAAGCAGCUCCAUCAAUUGCUUAGUCGAUCGCUGAUAAGCACUUUGGACUCAGCGAGUGAUGUAAGCGAUGCCGAGUUCAAAGAUUGCCUGUCGAGUGGGGAGCAUUUGGAUAAAUUGCAAAUGUUCGACGAGAAAACUGAAAGAAAUAUCAAUAAAUUGAUGGAACUACGUUUAUCCGAUUCGCUGAGGAAUGCCAUAAGACUCGCUGCAAAUUUGCUCGUAGAGAUGUCCACAUUUCCCAAUUGCAAUAAAAACCUUGUUCUAGAUAAAACAGAAAAUGAGCUUCCUAGUUGGCUUAAAGUUCUUACGUUGGUGGCGUCAUACACUCAGAGCGACAAAGAACUCCAAUUAGCCGCAAUCACAACGCUCUUUGAUUUAAUAAGUCUCCUAAAGUCCCAAAUCGAGCACACAACAAGUCCAGGUGUCACCUUCGUUGUGAUGCUGCCAUUGCUGAAAUUCGGUCAUGUUAGCUAUAUUGAAAAUAAAACGCGAAUUUUCCAACUCAUCACAUCGGUCCUGUGGAACUAUCUUGGCGAAUCCACCAUCGAUCCCAUGCAGAUAACAUCAUUACUUUACCAACUACACAAUUGCCUGGAGAGCGGUAUAGUGGAGACGGUAAUAGGCAAUCGGAUGUCCAGCCAUUACGAUGCCCAGCUCCUGAAACUUCGCACCGGUGAUAUGAAGGCACUGUCCAACUACAAAACUGAUAGAGCUUCUGAGAUAAAGAUGAUGUGUGUAUCGCCAGUGCAGCCAAUUGAGCAUACAGACCAUCUUAAGGAGAGUGAGUCGCAGAGUUUCAAGAAGUUUGAACUUCUGUGGCAUUUGGGUCGGGACAAACAACCAUCGAAGGGAUUUGAGAAGACACUUCUGCGGGUGCUGGACACAUUGGGUCUGCCCUAUUACAUGCCCAUCAGAACUUUCGUAACCAAAUGGCUACAAGAGUCGUUGUUGCGUGGAGACCUGUCGCGUCUCUUGAAGCCACUGCACAAAAUACUUCUCUCUUCAAACACCCGUCGGAUUGGUAUUGUUCACUUUCAUUUGAUGAAGAAGGACGGCGAAGAAGCAAUGGCUGCCGAUGCCAAAGAAGCCGAGGAUAAGUGUGAUAGUGUCACUGAUCGGGGAGUGUUUGCUAUAAGCUCAGAGGAUGGAAAUGUUAAGUAUCAUAUAGAUUCAUCAUUGACCAAGAAACGCAGUCCCAUUCGGUCGUUCCAAAAGAAGAUUUUCGGCGUGACCCUGGGCAGUAAGAACAAAACAUCGAUUUUUGUUAGCGACAAGACCACCAGUAGUAUAACGGAAAGUGACACAAACAUCGGGCUAACCAUAAAUCCUCUGGAAAAUGAAAUGGAUUCUGUGGGCUCGGAGGAAAUUCCCUCUUUGAGUAGCAGUGCUCCGAACAAAAUGGAAACAUCACGAAAAAGCAGCGGAAAUAGUGAUAAAGAGGAGAAGACCGUUGAUAUCGAAGACGAGGACGAUGAUGGACCUGGAAUGUUUGACUCUUCUUCGACAGACGAUUCCGAGUGCAGUACAUUCGAAACAGAAUCCGAGAAUCGGGAGAACAGUGUUGAAAAGGACAUUCCAACAGGAGGAGUGGGAUGUGGGUCCCUGGGAAAUAUCAAACGCUAUGUGGGCGACUGUGAAAGAGUCAGUGAAAAAUUGACCGAGCACGAUCGUACAAAGAAUCGCAAGACAUACAAAUUGACACGCGCUGGCAGUGAGGUCAUGGAAAAGCUGGAGAACGCUAUGUCCUCGGUUGUUGUUGAUGGUCACGCAGUGGAGGGUGGAGAUGCGGUCCACGUGGCUGAUGAGUACUUUGGUUCGUCGGCAGACAUAGUUGAGACAUUUGUCGGGGAUUUGAUGGAUGCUGUAAGCAAGACCUGUGAUCAGCCUAAGUCAACCUCUUCGCCGCGGAAGAAAUUGAAACGCGUCGAUGCAAUGAGGGACCAAAAGUCUAUUAAGAAAUCCGUGAGUGUGGGGUCGGGUAAGGAUAAGAAGCGAAUGAGUUGCAUCUCGAAGACAUCCACCGACAGCAAUAACAGUCUAUUGGGUGGUCGCAGUUCGAAUGAGGAGAAGGGCACUGUGAGUGAAUCCGAUGGAGGCAGUGACGAGGAUGUUUUCGUUGAGGAGGAACCAUCAUCGCGUAGUGAAAAACAAUCAAUUGGUUCGGGCGCUACAAUAAACGUUGAGGACAAGAGGAGAAGUUUGAGUCUGGAAACUGGUGGCACAGGACAUAAAAUCGAGUGGGAUCUAGCCAAAGAGACCCUUGAAAAGAGCAAACACAAUCUUGAGAUCCUGAGGCAGAAUGUUGCACUAGAAGCGGGCAAGAAACAUGGCCACAAAAAGAAGAAUUCCAAGGAUUUUAAACGAAAUUUUGAUAAGAUCCAUCCCUUUCACACGCAUAUGUUGCUGUAUUUCGGCGUCUAUGACACCAAACAAACCCUGUAUGCGUUUCAAACACUUCGCAACAUCAUCGCAUGCGAUACGCGAACCUUCUUGUGCCUUUCGAUUACCACCUCAUUCUCGAGUGGUUCGAUGAAACAACUCCUCAUCCGCCAUCGUAAGACUAUCCUGGGGAAAGGUUUCGCCGGCAGCAUUACAAACACAGAAUUUAGUCAAAGUUACCGCGGGUGCAUGCACUUGGAGGUCCUAGUCACAAUUUGUUUGUACUAUGCUCGAGGUUUCUUCCACAAAGAGUCCACGGAAGGCAAUGAUAUCCCACGGAAGGAAGACAUUGUAGGCAACUAUAAAGUGCAGUUGCAGAGCGUUGAACUACUCACACUGAUUUGCAGUGAACUCAUUGACAUUGUCAAGGGAAUGGGCAAGGGACUUGCCUGCUACAUUGCUGACUUGAUGGCCCGUUGCAAGUUGCAGAAGAUAAUUUUGCAUUGCAUCAAUUCGUCAGUGAUAUCGUUCAAUCAAAUCCGGGAUCAUACUCUCUCCGAGGAGAUCUUGAAUUUCAACAACGCCGGCGAUGAGCAUCUUCAUGCUGAAUCAUUCCAAAUUCAAUUACUACGUCUGCUGAUGGCUGUGAUAAAACUCGAGUACGAAGUAACGUUGCUUCAAAACGAGUCUGGUUCUGUGGAAGUGGGAAAAGGCGAUACAGUUAGCUCGAAUUCGCCAACUCGUCUAUCUGCUGAUGGUCCAGUGACCAAUGUUAAGUAUCUGCCGAACUGCCUAAUCAGUCAGCAGCAUAUGUUCCUUUCGGCUGUUCUAAGUGCUCUGCAGGCAGACCAUUUGAGACAUGUCCAUCGGAACUGGACGGAUCUUGUGACUUCAUCUCUGAACUGCUUCACCUUUGGUUCCCUAACGAAUAUUGUGAUCAGUGUGGUCCAUCAGUUGUGUAAUAAUCUGGAUAAGAUUGCGAAGUUCUCGCUCAAACAACAGUGUAAUUUCCCACCUGACUAUGUAGUCUCGCAGCUAGAAGCAAUCACAAUUCUUUGUCACUACUGUCUCUUGGACAACACCCAGCAGACGACGUUGUCGCAUCUCUUCAAUCAGGCCUACCCGCAGACGAGCGCUGCUGUUCAGAGCUCCAAUACCGGGCAGCUGUUGAACAACAUUGUACAUUCGUUCUUAUCCUCUCAGAACUCCACUGACGCACAGAGCCGCACUGCGCAGCAUAUGGCAGCGAGAAAUGCCGUCCUCAGCCACUUGUCGCGGAUUGUGACUAGUGUUGCAGCCAUUUGGGACAGCGAGCUGGGACAGGUGAGACAAGUCAAGCAACAGCUGAUGGAAUUCCUGAGUCCUGUGUCGUUGCAUCAUGGAGCCAAUUUCUUAGCCGCAGUUGCGGUCACAUGGCAAGAACGUGGAGAGGCCCAUCGGAAGCGCACUGCGGCGGAACGAAAUGAAGUGAAACUCUCCAUUGCCGAGCAAUUCCUUCGUAAUUCCACACCUCAGGCAUGCCCCGAGCAGUUGAGCCUGGUCAAAUUGGUUUCAAGCAUUCGAGUUAUGCCAAUGGAUUCCUUUGUGCAGACCCUCCACCAGGUGGUGAAGUCACCACCUCCAAUUCAUCGUCCACCGGCUGGAUUGACAAUUGAAGUUUCUGCGUUGGAGCUCUUCUAUUUCUACAUGAAGUCAGCACCGGCACCACAAUUGGGCGAUUCGUGGAGUUCACUUCUUGUCCUACUGCGUGACGGUCUAAAUUUGAGCCCUCCAGCUCAGUUCACAUUGCUAAUGUUACUAAGUGAAUUCGUUCAGCGUUGUCCGCAGAUGCCAUUCCAAGAUAAAAAGGAUAUUCGUGAUGUCCAUGACAUCACUUCGCGUCUAAUUGAAGCUCUAACAACUGUAGCUGGUGCAUGUCUGGAGCCAACAACAUGGCUGCGACGUAACCUCGCAGUAAAAGAAGACACAUCUCCCGUCACUCCGGAUGGAACUCUAAAAGAUCUCACGGGAACUCAACAGUACUGCAUUCAAGCGCAUUCCGUUCUAGCUGCAACUCUAGCCAAUCUCUUGGACGUUGCCUAUGGCUCUCAAGAGAAGGACAAGGUUGUCACGAUAGUCACCAAUUUGAUGUACACCAUCAUGCCGUACCUGAAGAAUCACACAGCGCGCAACAUACCCUCGUUUUACGCCUCAUCUAGCCUGUUAGCCAGCCUCAGUGGGUAUCAGUAUACACGGAAAGCUUGGCGCAAGGACAUGUUGGAUCUGCUCUUGGAUAAUUCCUUCUUCCAAAUGGACAUUUCGUGUUUGCCCUUUUGGAAGCAAAUUAUGGACAGUUUGAUGACAUACGAUAGCACCACGUUCCGUGAGUUGAUGAGUCGCGUGUCACCGGCGCAAGGCGGUAGUUUGUACAUAUUUGCAUCCCGCGAGCAGGAAUACGAGCAACGAGCGAUGUUCUUAAAACGCUUAGCAUUCGUAAUAUUCUGCAGUGAACUCGAUCAGUAUCAUAAAUAUAUGCCAGAGAUUCAAGAACAACUAGCAAAUAGUUUGAGACUCCUGCCUGUGAUUCCAGCUGUACAAUCAGCAGUGUUCCUAUGUUUUCGAGUUUUAUUAUUAAGAAUGUCCCCAGAUCAUGUGACAUCUUUAUGGCCCACAAUAAUUGCCGAAAUGGUUCAAGUAUUUCUUGCCAUCGAACAGGAACUUAAAUCAACUACAGAUGACUUGAGACUCAAUGCUAGUAACAAUAAUAAUUCCAACAACAGCAACAGCCAACAAAUGUCAUGGACAGCCAAUUCAAGCAACGGCAUAGCUUCACAAAAUCAUCUGUACCAUUGGCGCGCCGUUCAAUUAGAGACUGCAAAAUUACUUGAACUAGGAUGUGUUCUACCAGCGACCAACUUACCUCAUUUUCAGAUGUAUCGAUGGGCGUUUGUCGGCACCGAGUUCAAUGCAUCCGAGAAUUCCAUUUCAAAUGGUGAUUUCGAUGAUAUGCUUCCAAAUAGUACUCAAUACGUCCCGCAUAUACGUCGCAUAGCUCGCCUUAUGGAUCAAAAGUAUUCGGUUCAUUCGCCAAAACCAGAUUGUAAGCGUGGAACGCAUCUUGUAUUGACUUGCCAGCAAAUAGUUUCCCUGCAGGAUUUGUAUGGAUUCUUCUCGACUCUGAGUGUGACUUGUCCAACUCCGAGAAACUUUGCAGACACUGGCAAAGAGGUAUCCAGUUGUUUGGCUGAAAUCGAAGAGAUUCUAGCAAAGGAUUUCCUUGAGAAAAUGCCCACAAGUACGACGCCAAGGUGAAAGCCAUCCGUCACUAGCUAUACCAACCAUAACCAUCUAAAUGCUGAUGCAAUUGCCAACAAAUCAACAACUUCAAACUUCCCGUUCUAUGUUUAAUCCGAAUAAUGAUUAAAAACAAAUAAGAAAACAAGAAAACUAAAAAAAAUCAGCUGUAUGUAAUAAUUGUUUAAGGAUCAUAAUUUUGUUCUCUAUAUAUUUAAAUAUUGUGAUAUCAGAUCGGUGUAUUCUGCUGCUUCUCUUGCGUUUUGUGUUUGCUGCUGCUGCUGUUUGGCCGCUCUUCUGGCGCUAUUUAUAGAAGCUAAAUAACUGACUCGUUGAAAUUUAAAUCAAUUGUAUUUUUCUUUU